GGAAGUUGUUCCUGGCGUUGCUUGCGUAAACAGCCACAGACCAAAUAGCCUUUCGCAGAAGAGUUCCGGUGUGAUGUUUUGGGAGUAAAUUUGUAAAAUCCUGACAUUCGCAAGAGCAGCGACGAGCCUGCGAGGGCACGAGUCGUAAUCACGCGAUGGACUUACCGCGCAGCCGCUCAUGAUGGACCACGACAAGUAGCCGCGUGCGCUCGAGACGACGGCCGUCGCGCCCGUUGAGUUCUCCUUUGGCUCAGAGUUUCAGAAUGCAAAGUGACCAGGUGACCCUGCCGGUUGGACAGCUGACCCCUGCGCCCAUCAAGUGGGUCGUGUCCGAAGAUGGCAAAGUGGAAAACGGGGAGGUGGUGACGGCCGCCAGCUGUAAUCAGGCCGAGAACGUGGGGCUCUACUUUGUGGCGGGCAGCGGGCCAGAGGUGGACGAAGAGCACGUGGCACUGCCAGCCACCCCCAGCAGCCUGAUCUCCUUCAGCCCAGCGGACAGGGGGGUACUCAGCCUCUCGUUACCGCGAGACCCAAAGAAGUCCCCCGGUGCGAUAAGCUGCAAGUCACCACGCAUCAAGAUGGAGAGCCCCGAAUCGAAGAACUUCUUGUUGGCGAGGACCAGCCUCCAUGUCAAUGGCAGCAGAGCCCACCUCGGCGGUUUGCAUGACAUGAGCGGCAGCAAAGCCACAUCGACCCCCCGCAUUCUCCACAGCUACUCGGCCCUGGCGGUGAGUAAACAGAUGAAACUGGCCAAGCAGCAGCGGGAUCGGCGGAAGCCCAACUUCACCCAAGAGGAGGUGGAGGUCAUCCUGAGCGAGAUCAAGAAGAACGUGAAAGGCCUGCUGGGCAAAGGGCAGUGGAGGCUGGGCAAGUAUGGGAGGAUGAAAAUCUGGCAGAACAUCGCCCGCAAGGUGAACGCCCUGGGCUACAGCCGGAGGUCCGAGGUGGACAUCCGCAAGAAGUGGUACGACCUGCACAGGACCGCCAACAAGAGCAUCGCCGAGCGACUGCGCCAACUCCGGAUGGCCGCCGGCAAGUCCCCCACGUCCAAGGUGGCAUCUGCACACGAGGACUUGGAAGAGGAGCCUCUGGACCUGCCACCUCUGAGUGACGUGGACACUGCCGAGGAGGGUGACCCACCGGUCUGGCUGGAUGAAGAUAAACCAGAGCUGACGCCGGGGUCCGCGGAGGACUUGCAGAUUAAAAUGGAGAUCGAGGAGCCUGGCGCUGGGACAGCCAGCCUCGACACCCCUGGGCGGCAGUCGUUUCACCUGAGGGGCUGCCAGGUGGUCGUCGAAGUGCUCGAGUCUGAGAAGGAACGUUCCAUAGAGGCCGAAGUGUUCGGGAGGCCUAAGGACCCCUCGCAGAUGUGUAAGGAGGAGGAGUUGUUCAGCUGCCCAUACUGCAGGGCCUCGUUUGCUGGGGAGCCAUUCCUGGAGGAGCACCUGAAGACGAGGCACCCCAAGACCGCGGGGAGCGCACCCGUCCUGCCCCUGGGCCCAUCGACACAAGAGCUGUGUGACUCUUCAUCGUCCUGCAGCAGCUCCUCGUGGUCAGAUGCCCAGUCAGACUGGCGCCGUUGGAAGAUGUUGAUGCGAAGCCGAGACAAGAGGAAGCCCAACUUCACAGAGAAUGAAGUGGACAUCAUCAUCGCCGAGGUGAAGAAGAACGCAAAAGUCCUCUUCAACCGGGAGAAGCAGUGGAACAUGCGAGACAAGAUGAAGGUGUGGCAGGACAUCGCCAUCAAGGUCAGUGCCCUGGGGCAGAGCCGGCGCUCCCGCAAGGAGGUGAAGAAGAAGUGGUACGACCUGAAGAGGAACCCCCGAGAGGGCCUGGCGGAGUGGCUGCGGGCACAGGGCUGGGGCAGUGAGAAGGUGCGAGAGCCACCUGUGGAGCGCAGCGUGGCACCCUCAACGGAGCCAGCCCUGGCAGAGGGAGCCUCGGUGGCAGAGGGAGCCUCGGUGGCGGACGUUAACGAGCGACCUGAAGAGGAGGGCCAUGAUGAACCACCUGAGCCCACGGAGGAGCAGGAAUUGGACCACCCCGAGCAAGAGAUCUGCAGUGCCCCAGAGAGCCUUUUGCAAUGUGAGGAUGCCCAGAGCCCGGUGACAGACAGCGCCCCCUCUGACCUCAGCAACGGCACUUCAGGGCUCCUGGCCGUCGUGGAGCAACUGUUAAAGGCACAGCAGGAGACCAACGCCAAGUUGGACAGCCUGACCAAAACUGUCCGCUGCGGCUUCGCUGACUUUAGUGGCAUCGGCCACAAUGGGCUGGCUGGCAGUGUUGGCAGUAUGGAGCGCAGCGUGGCAGAGGUGAGCAGGUGCCUGGCACAGAUCGAGAGGAAGAUGGACGUGUGGACCGAGAAGAUGAGCCAGGCACAGGCAGAGCAGAUGAAAGUCAUUGAGAACGUGACGGCCACGCUGAACCUCGUCGCCACACAGCUGGCCUUGGUGGCACCCUCUAGAGUCUCGCCGUCUCCCACCAAGCCUCAAAAGUCCUCGUCAGAACUCGAAUCGUGAAAGGGGCGCAGAAAUCCAAAGAGAAGCAAUAAGGCUGCCGCCAGAAGGAACCUCAGCCCACCCCUAGAGGGCGCCGUUCAUCGCUACCUCAACCCACACAAGAAGAAAAUCAGUGGCUGCCAGCAGGGGGCGCCAAAGGGGAAACUGGAGGGCAUUCGGUCUUUAGCUCAAAUGGACACUUGUGAACUCGAGACAUCCUGACAGUGCUGGGUCAAAGACCACCCGGGUCAGUCGCAACUCCUGGGGUGCCCACAGAAACGAGACUUGAAUACAGCCACAGCACUGGACGGGCCUGGGCGCGCUGGCACGCGAGUCCCUGCCACCCUCCAGCGAGAGCUCCGUGCAGGCCUACUUCAUAUAGCGUCUUUCACUGUUUCCAAGCACUUUACAAAACUGAAUGCAAUAUUACAAUCCUGAAGUAACAAAGUCACAUGACGGAGGUCACGUGGAGGGACCAAUGGCGAGGCAGUGGUGGGGACCGCCAGUGAUCGCUGAGGGGGAGACUGCCCACCUCUGACCCUGCUGGGGGGGUGUCGUCAAGGUGAUACCGCUGGGUGCCCAGUGACGCUGGCCAGCCGUGAACUUGACCCAGUUAAGGGUGACACGUGACAAGAGCAGGCAUGGGCACUAUGAACUCUGACCUUUCCCUUCCAUUGGUAGGUUUGUGAGGAGCCCAAUAAAGCCGGCUGGCCUCAGCACAUCA
Molecule: messenger RNA, 3222 nt
Organism: Polypterus senegalus (gray bichir)
Lineage: Eukaryota; Metazoa; Chordata; Cladistia; Polypteriformes; Polypteridae
Exons: 8
Coding region: 264-2519 (751 amino acids)
Cellular component (GO): nucleus
Source: RefSeq, a predicted model, not a curated record